Ambispora gerdemannii is the source of this 378-nucleotide messenger RNA. The record is from the annotation of a GenBank genome assembly. NCBI's taxonomy places the organism in Eukaryota, Fungi, Glomeromycota, Glomeromycetes, Archaeosporales, Ambisporaceae.
AUGCCCAAAUUAUCCGCGUAUGCAAAAGGAUUGAAGCUGGAGUUGGAACUUGUCGAAAGACUGGAGGGUAUCGCUUGUGAGCAUACAGGAGGCCCGGGCGACGGAGAAGUAGAUGCCAGGUGUGAAACUGCUAUGUUAAAAUACGCGUUUCAAUGUAAUAACGACCCUCCGUCGUCCGUAAGCGAGGAACAAAGUGGGGCGCUCGGUAUCAUCGUGAGUGCCCCAGGAAAUAAGUUCACACAGUGUGCAAUAGAAUCAGCCAGAGCGUUUGUAUAUCCCAUCCUCCGGACCGAUAUAGCACGUCUACCCUUAUACAUUCUCAAUAUAACCUUUAAUCGGCUACAAGGAAGACCCUUCGAAUUUUUCUACCUCUCCUAA